GCUGUGAAAAGGGUUUUUUGGGGGCAUAUCCCUGAAGUUUUGCUUAUUCAUUUUCAAGGACCUCAGUCUUCCUUCCUUUAUCAAACUACGGUCAAACAAAGGGGGGAAUAUUUUAAUUUCUUUUGGGGUUCAGAAAAACCAAAGGGAAAUUGAAGCCCCAAUAGAGCGAUAGAAGAGAAAAGCCCUACAAACACAAAGGUUUUGAGAGUUGUUAAGGUUAAGAAAUUCUUCAGUAAUGGCAUUGCAAGAGAAGCUGGAUAGAUUUAAUAAGCAGCAGGAGAAGUGUCAGUCGAUGCUCUCCAACAUCGCCGCGAAAUCAUCAUCAUCUAGGGCAGCCGUGGCUCCAAAACCAGCACCUGCACCGCCUUUUUCUGGUGCAAGGCCUUCUGCUCCUGUCAAAUUCUCAAAUGAUACUGAGAGGCUUCAACAUAUUAAUAGCAUCAGGAAAUCUCCUGUUGGAGCUCAGAUGAAACGUGUUAUCGACAUUCUUUUUCAGACAAGGCAAGCUUUCACACCGGAACAGAUCAAUGAAGCAUGUUAUGUCGAAGUGAAUGGCAAUAGAGAUGUUUUUGAGGGCUUGAGGAAAAAUCCAAAAGUGUACUAUGACGGAAAGCGCUUCUCUUACAAGGCUAAGCAUGAUGUAAAAAACAAGAAUGAACUUCUUGUUUUGAUUCGGAAAUUUAUAGAAGGCAUUGCUGUUAUCGAUCUCAAAGAUGCAUAUCCGAAUGUGAUGGAAGACUUGCAGGCUCUGAAAGCUGCAGGUCAGAUUUGGCUGCUAUCGAAUUUUGAUUCUCAGGAAGACAUAGCCUUCCCGAAUGAUCCCAGGGUACCUAUUAAGGUAGAUGAUGACCUUAAAGAGUUAUUUCGUUCAAUUGAAUUGCCACGAGACAUGCUCGACAUUGAGAAAGAUCUGCAGAAGAAUGGAAUGAAACCCGCCACGAACACGGCAAAAAGAAGAGCUGCUGCGCAAGUGCAGGGCAUUUCCGCCAAGCCAAAGCCUAAACAGAAAAACAAGGAGUUCUCCAAGAAGGCUAAGCUAACAAAUGCACAUCUUCCUGAACUUUUCCAGAAUCUCAAGAAUUCUUGAACCCGGAAAACGGGGUCUCACACACAGACGAAACUAGCUAUUCUUCUUGUUUUUUUGUAUGUAGCAACAUAAUUUGAUCCAAUGAUUACUUCUCUUGUAAUAAUAACAGUAAUUUCAUUUUCUUA
Molecule: messenger RNA, 1212 nt
Organism: Gossypium raimondii (Peruvian cotton)
Lineage: Eukaryota; Viridiplantae; Streptophyta; Magnoliopsida; Malvales; Malvaceae
Exons: 5
Coding region: 236-1087 (283 amino acids)
Biological process (GO): transcription initiation at RNA polymerase II promoter
Cellular component (GO): transcription factor TFIIE complex
Source: RefSeq, a predicted model, not a curated record